AUGGCAAAGGAGGAAGAUGAGGAGAAGAAAGCCAAGAAAGGCAAAAAGGGCAAGAAGGCCCCAGAGCCUGAGAAGCCCAAGCGCAGUCUCAAGGGCACAUCACGCCUGUUCAUGGGCUUCCGCGACCGCACCCCCAAGAUCUCCAAGAAGGGGCAGUUCCGCAGUGCCUCAGCAUUCUUCUGGGGCCUGCACACUGGCCCACAGAAGACUAAGCGCAAGAAGAAGGCACGCACAGUGCUCCAGUCCACUUCCAAGCUCAUGACACAGAUGCGCAUGGGCAAGAAGAAGCGGGCCAUGAAGGGCAAGAAGCCUUCCUUCAUGGUCAUCCGCUUUCCUGGCCGGCGCGGUUAUGGCCGCCUGAGGCCCCGUGCCCAGUCACUCAGUAAGGCCUCCACCGCCAUCAACUGGCUCACCAAGCGCUUCUUGCUGAAGAAGGCUGAGGAAGCGGGCAGCAAACGGGAAGCUGUGGAUGCCUGGAUGUCUCGCUCUGACGGCCGUAUGGGCUCCCGCAAGCUGCCCUUCCCAUCGGGCGCAGAGAUCCUGCAGCCAGGUGGCCACCUGCGCCGCUUCCCACGCAGCCACAGUAUCUACUCAUCCGGGGAGCCUGUGGGUUUCCUGCCCUUCGAGGAUGAGGCCCCCUUCCACCAUGCUGGCUCCCGCCGCUCACUCUACGGCCUGGAGGGUUUCCAGGACCUGGGCGAGUACUAUGACUACCACCGUGAGGGUGAUGACUACUAUGACCAACGCUCGCUCUACCGCCAUGGGGAGCCCGACCCCUGUCUGGACCCUUACCUGGACCCUUACCUGGACCCCUACCUGGACCCUUACCUGGACCCCUACAGCCCCGCCUGGCCACCCUACGGAGACUACCUGCACAGCUACCCCCCUGGGAACUCCUGUGACUACCACCACCCUGACUACUACAACUACAACGGCCCCUUCUACCCUCCCUAUGGCUAUGGAGACUAUGAACCCCCCUAUGCCGCUCCCACAGGGUACACCUCCCCCUACAGCUACUACGACACACUUGAGGCCGAGGCCUACCCACAAGGCUACUACCUGGACCCCUACACACCCUUUGAGGUGCCCUAUCUGCCGUAUGAUGUGCCAGGGUACAACUUCCCAAGCGAUGCAGCCUACACAGGUGUCUACAGGACAGCCCCCUAUGAUGCCCCCUACAUGCCCUACGCUGGUGGUCUGCAGGGGGACCAGGCCAUCUAUGCCCCCAGUGUGCCCUACAUGUACCCAGGGGAGCAGGCCCCGGCCUACCCCUGGGCUCCGCCAUCUCUGCUGUUGCCCCAUAACCCCUACGCACAUCCUAUGGAUGACAUCGCUGAACUGGAGGAGCCUGAGGAGGUGGACAGGGAGAGGCCCAGCACAUCCUUCCGCCUGCCCAGCGCUGCCUUCUUUGAGCAGCAGGGCAUGGACAAGCCGGCACGCUCCAAGCUAUCCCUCAUCCGUCGCUUCCGCCUCUUCCCUCGGCCGCAGGUGAAGUUGUUUGGGAAGGACAGGCUGGACGUGUCACUACCCCCAUCUCUGGACAUCCCGCUGCCCCUGGGCGAUGCUGACGAGGAGGAGGAGGACGAGCUACCUGCCCGGCUGGCACCCUACCCCCAGCCCUUCUGGCGUCUCCUAUCACCCACACAGCGCCACCUGCAGCGUGCCCUGUCUGCCUUUGGGGCCCGAAGCACCCUGGGUUUCUCCGACCUCACACACCCCUCCGCUCAGCCUGCCACUUCACUGGCGCGUUUCCUCAAGAAGACGUUGUCAGAGAAGAGGCCGGUGCCCCGGCUCCGCACCAGCGCCCAGGCCCGCCUGGGCACGGCGCCAGCCUGUGAGGCUGCCUACAAGCGCUUCGGCUACAAGCUGGCAGGCAUGGACCCAGAGCGCCCCAAUACGCCCAUCAUGCUGCGCAGGACCCAGGCUCAGGCCCGCAACAACAACAACUUGCACUGCCCAGCCUCGCCCCGGCUUGUACCCAGGCCCGUACCCAAGCCAGCACCACCCAGGCCCACACCGAGGCCAGUGCUCACACCCGCGUUCUCUCACUGGAGCGCCCUCCUGUCCCCUCCGUCUGCCCGACGGCCCCCCAGCCCAGGCCCACCACCCACUCCGCCUUUCUCCCCUGUGCUCUCAGGCCUGCCUCGGCUCACCUCCCCCUACAGCUCCCUCCGACGGCAUCCCCCACCUUGGGCCGCUCCUGCCCACGUGCCGCUAGCACCCCAGGCUAGUUGGUGGGGCUUUAUGGAGCCCCCACCCCUGAGGCCGGAGCUGCCCUCUGAGCUGCUGGCCUUCCCUGGCCCCCGGCCCUCCUUCAGGGGCUCCCGUCGUCGAGGGGCGACCAUGGGCUUCCCACGCAUGUCGCCGCAGGCCUCGCUCAGACGGGCCUGGAGUCCCCGGCCCUCUCGGCAGCCCUCGCUGAGGUGCCUGCCCAGCCUGGGUUACCGCUCCCCGUGGGGUCCCAUGUCUCCGCAGCCGUCAGUACGCACCGCGUUCCCACCGCCCCUUUCGCCCCCGCCACGUCGUCCCCACUCGCUGCGGGAGUCCCUGGCUCCACGCAGGGGUUCAGGGCGUCUGGGCCCGCCCUCCUCGCCCGUGCUGGGCUCUCCACGGCCCUCCUUGCCGCCCCCGGGGUUGGGCCCCCGGCGCGCCUCUCUCCACCUGCCCUCGCGCUUCCCGCACACAUGGCGCAGGCUCAGUGAGCCGCCCACCAGGGCCGUGAAGCCACGAGUGCAGCAGCCUUUCCAUCCACCCUCGGGGAGCCCGACCUGGCCAGGCUCUGGCUUUGGACACCAGGAGAGCCAGCAGGAGCCAGAGGAUGAGGACGUGCCCUGGACAGUGCCCCCGCUGGCCCCUAGCUGGGACGUGGACCAGCUGGCCUCCCAGCAGUCACCUUCGCCCUGGCCGGGAGGCCCCGGCAACCACCCCAGCUUCUCCAGGCCGCCCCCUGUACCAGAGGACCCCACCACUGAUGCUGACAGUCUCUUUCUGGGCAGACACCACGAGCUUGGAGCUGGGCAGCUGACUGAGUCUGCCUGCCCGGGCCUGGAGAAGUCAGGAGAGGAGGCUGCCCUAGAGAACCCUAAGUCACCAGUGGGGCCUGAACUCCAGAAUCAGAUAGAUUCCAAGGACAAUGACCCCUCAGAGACAAAGGCUUUAAGGCCCAGCCUUUCUCACCCACUGGCCAAGUGUGACCAAGCAAGGGCCACGUGGGUGCCAUGGCAUCGCUGGCAAACACUGCCUGGGGCACGAGGACCUCUCCCCAGAGGAGACAAGCAACACCAGGUGGGCCCUGGGCGCUUUGCUGUGGUUAGGCCACAGGUGCAAAGGCUGAGCUCUUUCCAGACUCCUUGCCCUGAUGCCCUGCAGCCCUCCACCCAGCCGCCCCAGGGCUCCCAGUCUGGGCCCAGAAGAGCAUGGGGUCUAUUCUGGUCUAGCCUCUGGCUGCAUCCCCAGGCCCACAGACCCCAGCCACAAGUGCACACAGGAGACCUGCCCUGCCACCCAGGCUCUGACAUGCCCUACCUGCCUCUGGGGGCUUCCCGGAAAGAAGUUAGCCACCAGAGCUGGUGGGAUAAGAUGCACUCCAUCCGCAACCUGCCCAGCAUGCAGUCCCGCCAGCAGUGCAUGGAAGACGGCGUGGAGGACAUGACACAGCUGGAAGACCUCCAGGAAACCACCGUGCUGUCCAACCUCAAGACCAGAUUUGAACGAAACCUUAUCUACACAUACAUUGGCAACAUCCUGGUUUCGCUGAACCCUUACCAGAUGUUUGGGAUCUACGGGCCAGAGCAGGUGCAGCAGUACAACGGCAAGGCCCUGGGCGAGAACCCUCCGCACCUCUUUGCAAUUGCAAACCUUGCCUUUGCCAAAAUGCUCGAUGCCAAACAGAACCAGUGCAUAAUCAUCAGUGGGGAAAGUGGCUCGGGGAAGACGGAAGCCACCAAGCUGAUCUUGCGCUAUCUGACCGCUGUGAACCAGACUCGGGGAAUCACACAGCAGAUAAAGAUCCUGGAGGCCACCCCCCUCCUGGAGUCCUUUGGGAACGCCAAAACUGUCAGGAAUGACAAUUCUAGCCGCUUUGGGAAGUUCAUGGAGAUCUUUCUAGAAGGGGGGGUGAUCUCUGGUGCCAUAACCUCCCAGUACCUGCUGGAGAAGUCCAGGAUUGUGUUCCAGGCCAAAAAUGAGAGGAACUACCACAUCUUCUAUGAGCUGCUGGCUGGGCUGCCUGCACAGCUACGGCAAGCCUUCAGUCUGCAGGAGGCAGAGACCUACUACUACCUGAACCAGGGAGGGAACUGUGAGAUCUCUGGGAAGAGUGAUGCCGACGAUUUCCGCUACCUGCUGGCCUGUAUGGAGGUACUGGGCUUUAGCGGGGAGGACCAGGACAGCAUCUUCCGCAUCUUGGCCUCCAUCCUGCACCUGGGCAACGUCUACUUCGAGAAGUAUGAGACAGGAGCACAGGAGGUGGCCUCAGUAGUGAGUGCCCGAGAGAUCCAGGUGGUGGCUGAGCUGCUACAGAUUUCCCCAGAGGGCCUGCAAAAGGCCAUAACCUUCAAAGUUACAGAGACAUUGCGAGAGAAGAUUUUCACCCCCCUGACUGUGGAGAGCGCAGUAGAUGCCAGGGAUGCCAUCGCCAAAGUCCUGUACGCACUGCUGUUCAGCUGGCUUAUUACCCGGGUCAACGCACUGGUGUCCCCACAGCAGGACACUCUGUCUAUUGCUGUCCUGGACAUCUAUGGCUUUGAGGACCUCAGCUUCAACAGCUUUGAGCAGCUGUGCAUCAACUAUGCAAAUGAGAACCUUCAGUAUCUUUUCAACAAAAUUGUCUUCCAGGAGGAACAGGAGGAGUACAUACGCGAGCAGAUCAACUGGCGUGAGAUCACCUUUGCUGACAACCAGCCAUGCAUCAACCUUAUUUCGUUGAAGCCAUAUGGCAUCCUGCGUAUUCUAGAUGACCAGUGUUGCUUCCCCCAGGCCACAGACCACACAUUUCUGCAGAAGUGUCACUACCACCAUGGCGCCAACCCACUCUACUCCAAGCCCAAGAUGCCACUCCCUGAAUUCACUAUCACUCACUACGCAGGCAAAGUCACCUACCAGGUGCACAAGUUCUUGGACAAGAAUCACGACCAGGUGCGGCAGGAUGUGCUGGACCUAUUUGUGCGCAGCCGAAUGCGGGUGGUGGCACACCUCUUCUCCAGUCAGGCUCCACCACAAUUGGCCCCCCAGCGCCUGGGCAAGAGCAGCUCCAUCACAUGGCUGCACAAGGCACACACCGUGGCUGCCAAGUUCCAGCAGUCGCUCCUGGAUCUGGUAGAGAAGAUGGAGAGGUGCAACCCCUUGUUUGUGCGGUGCCUGAAGCCCAACCACAAGAAGGAACCAGGCCUCUUUGAACCAGACAUAAUGAUGGCACAGCUGCGCUACUCAGGGGUUCUAGAGACGGUGCGGAUCCGAAAGGAGGGCUUCCCGGUGCGGCUGCCCUUCCAGAUGUUCAUAGACAGGUAUGGCUGCCUUGUGGCCCUUGGGCAUAGCCUUCCAGCCAGUGGAGACAUGUGUGUGUCGGUGCUGAGCCGCCUGUGCACGGUCAUGCCAAACAUGUAUCGUGUAGGUACCAGCAAGCUAUUUCUGAAGGAGCACCUGCACCAACUGCUAGAAAGCAUGCGGGAGCAUGUGCUGCACCACGCAGCCCUCACCCUACAGCGCUGCCUGCGUGGCUUCCUCAUCCGUCGCCGCUUCUGCUCACUACGCCACAAGAUUGUCCAGCUGCAGAGCCGGGCCCGUGGCUACCUGGCCAGGCAGCGCUAUCAGCAGAUGAGGCAGAGUCUGAUCAAGUUCCGGUCCCUCGUACACACAUACAUGAGACACCGUCGUCACCUCAAGCUGAGGGCAGAGCAGAGGCUCCUGGUGGAGGAGGCGCGGCUGUGGGAACAGGAGGAGCUGAGUAAUCGGGAGGUGGUGGCAGUGGGUCAUCUAGAGGUGCCGUCGGAGCUGGCCAGGCUGCUGCAUGCUGCAGAAGGCCUCAGGUUGAGUCGGAGGCCUCGCGUGGGCCCAGUGCGGACACCCCGGCUGCUGGCUGAGCCCCGAGCCACACUGCCCCUCGAUGUCAAUAACUACUCCAUGGCCAAGUUCAUCAGGUGCCACUUCAUGGAGCCGGCCUUCGGGAUGCUGACCAUGCCCCUGCAGUCACCCCUCAUGCGGCUGCCAGCUGAGUUCCACGUGGAGGCUGUGAACAUCUUCAAGCUGGUCCUGCGCUUCAUGGGUGACCCCUGCCUGCAUGGCAUGCAAGAGACCAUCUUCGGGAACUAUGUGGUGCAGCGGGGGCUAGUGUUGCCUGAGCUGCGUGAUGAGCUCCUGGUACAGCUGACCAACCAGGUGUGGCACAACCCCAGUGUCCACAAUGCUGAGCGUGGCUGGCUCCUGCUGGCCGCCUGCCUCAGUGGCUUUGCACCAUCCUCGCGCCUCGGCAAGUACUUGCUCAAGUUUGUGUCUGACUAUGGGCCAGGAGGUUUCCAGGCUGUGUGCCAGCACCGAAUCAUGCAGGCCCUGGGCCGGGUGCAGCAGCAAGGUUCUGCAGCUGCCCGCACCUUCCCACCAAGCCAACUUGAGUGGAUGGCACUGCGAGAGAAGGCGGGCAUGGCACUGCUGGUGGGCUGCUUCAGUGGUGAUCAGUUCUCCUGCCCAGUGCACUCCUGGAGUACGGGGGAGGAGGUAGCCGGAGACAUCCUGAGACACAGGGGCCUGGCAGAGGGCUGGCGGGGCUGGACAGUGGCCCUGCAGAAUGGGGCGCAGUGGACAGAGCUGGCAGGUCAUGACUAUGUGCUUGACCUGGUGUCUGACCUGGAGCUGCCCCAAGACUUCCCACGUCAGAAGUCCUACUUCAUUGUGGGUGUGGAGGGAGCCAGGACCAGCAGGGGCAGCCUCCGAGGGGUAUUUGGGGACAGCUGGGAUGAGGAGGCGUCCCCUCAGCCCCAACUACAAGGACACCUGCCAGCAGUGGCAGACUCUGACAGAUGCUGCAGCCACAAUGAAGACGGUACACAUAGAGGGACUGAGGCCAGAGAGAGAACCCCCACCCCCACAGAUGCAGACAACUUCAAUGAGCCCGCUGUGCCCCAGAAGGGCUUGGACGGCUACCUGGACAACCUUUUCCACCCUGUGCUGUCUUGUGGGGACACGGAUCUGGAGAAGCCAACAGCCAUUGCCUACCGCAUGAAGGGUGGAGGCCAGCCUGGAGGAGCUGGCAGCAGCAGCAGCACCGAGGACCCCCACAGGAGAUCCCCAGAGCCAAAGCCAAAGCCCAUCCCUGGCCUAGAUGCCUCCACAUUGGCCCUCCAACAAGCCUUCAUCCAUAAGCAAGCUGUACUGCUGGCCCGGGAGAUGACCCUGCAGGCUAUGGCACUCCAGCAGCAGUCCCUAAGCCCAGUCCCCCAGUCUCUUCCCCUAGAGAAACCCCUGGCCCCAGAGGCACAGCCGAAGUUUGUGGGUGUGGGCCCCCCUGCCAAGCCAGUGCUCCUGUGUUCCUCCUCCAUUGUGAAGCCCCUGGUGCCAGCCCUUUUGUCCCGAGCCCCCAGACCACCCCCCAGCAAACCUGUGGCUGCCCCCAUUCUAACUCAGGACCGAGCUACCGCAGAAACCUCCUUGCCCUCCUCAGAGCUGAUCCGCUACUCCACACUCAACUCAGAGCACUUCCCCCAGCCCACACAGCAGAUCAAGAGCAUCGUGAGACAGUGCCAGCAGCCAACCCGUGGUGCCCGGCCUGGGGCCCUCAGGAAGGAUGGCGGGAGGGUGUUCGUGACUCGGCCAGACCCCCACGCAGAGGCCCUGCUGAUCCUUAAGGGGCAGAUGAGCCAACAAGCAGCAAUGCUGGGCACCCAGGUGCCCAGAGAGGCUGUGGCCCUGGUGAAGCCAGUGACCAGUGCACCCAGGCCAUCCACAGGGCCCACCCCAGUGCUGCCUUCUCGAUCCCUGGAAUCCAUGGAGGAGCCUAUCCAGACCCGGCUGCACCACCUCAACCCCAGCUUCUAUGGCUACCAUGAUGCCCCCUGGCGGCUCUUUCUGCGCAAAGAGGUGUUCUACCCCAAGGACAGCUACAGCCACCCCGUGCAGCUGGAUCUCCUGUUCCGGCAGAUCCUGCACGACACCUUCUCUGAGGCCUGUCUGCGCAUCUCCCAGGAAGAACGGCUCCAGAUGAAAGCACUGUUUGCCCAGAGCAAUCUGGACACGCAGCGCCCCCUGGUGACGGAGAGCAUGAAGAGGGCUGUGGUCAGCACCGCACGGGACCACUGGGAAGUCUACUUCUCCCGCCUUUUCCCCGCCACGGGAAGCGUGGGCACUGGCGUGCAACUCCUGGCUGUGUCCCACACUGGCAUCAAGCUUUUGCACAUGGUUCAAGGCAGCGAGGCCAGCAGACGGCUGCGAGUGCUGCGUGCUUACAGCUUUGCCGACAUCCUGUUUGUGACCAUCCCCUCCCAUAACAUGCUGGAGUUCAACCUGGUGAGCGAGAAGGUCAUUCUCUUCUCUGCCCGAGCCCAACAGGUCAAGGCCCUGGUAGACGACUUCAUCCUAGAGCUCAAGAAGGACUCAGACUACGUGGUUGCUGUGCGGAACUUCCUGCCAGAGGACCCAGCACUACUGGCCUUCCACAAGGGUGAUAUCAUCCACCUGCAGCCACUGGAGCCACCUCGGGCAGGCUACAGUGCAGGCUGUGUGGUCCGCAAGAAGGUUGUAUACCUGGAGGAUCUACAACGUCGAGGACCUGACUUUGGCUGGAGGUUCGGUACCAUCCACGGGCCAGUGGGCCACUUCCCGUCAGAACUGGUGCAGCCAGCAGCUGCCCCCGACUUCCUGAAGCUGCCUGCAGAGCCAGGCAGUGGUCUGGCCGCUGCGGUGGCGGCUGCAGUGGCGUCCACCACCGCAGCCCGGGAAGUGGGCCGCAGGAGAGAGGGCCCUCGGGUCAAACCUGGCUCCACAGAUCGUAGGGAGGACGGCCUGGCCCUCCCGCCAUACACCAUGCUAGAGUUUGCCCAGAAGUAUUUCCGAGACCCCCGGAGGAGACCCCAGGAUGGCCUGAGGCUGAAGCCCAAGGAGGGCCUGGAGUCCAGGAGCCUAGAGGACAUGCUCUGCUUCUCCAAGGCUCCACUCCAAGAGUCCCUCAUCGAGCUCAGUGACAGCAGCCUCAACAAGAUGGCCACUGACAUGUUUCUAGCGGUGAUGCGGUUCAUGGGGGACGCCCCAUUGAAGGGGCAGAGUGAGCUGGAUGUGCUUUGCACCCUCCUGAAGCUGUGUGGGGACCAUGAGGUCAUGCGGGACGAGUGCUUCUGCCAAGUUGUGAAGCAGAUCACAGACAACACCAGCACCAAACAGGAUAGCUGCCAGAGAGGCUGGAGGCUGUUGUACAUUGUGGCUGCCUACCAUAGUUGCUCUGAGGUGCUCCGGCCCCACAUCAUGCGGUUCCUUCAGGAUGUGAGCCAGACCCAAGGUGCACCCUUCCAGGGCAUUGCCAAGGCCUGUGAGCAGAACCUGCAGAAGACCUUCCACUUUGGUGGCCGUCUGGAGCUGCCCAGUGCCAUGGAGCUUCGGGCCAUGCUGGCUGGCCGCAGUUCCAAGAGGCAGCUUUUCCUUCUCCCUGGAGGCCUUGAACGCCAUCUCAAAAUCAAAACAUGCACUGUGGCCCUGGAUGUGGUGGAGGAGAUCUGUGCAGAGAUGGCCCUGACCCACCCGGAGGCAUCCCAUGAGUAUGCCGUCUUCGUUGUUACCAACCGAGGUCAGCAUGUGUGCCCACUCAGCCGCUGCGCCUACAUCCUAGAUGUGGCCACAGAGAUGGAGCAAGUGGAGGGCGGCUACAUGCUGUGGUUCCGGCGCGUGCUUUGGGACCAGCCACUCAAGUUUGACAAUGAGUUCUAUGUGACCAUGCACUAUAACCAGGUCCUACCCGACUACCUGAAGGGCCUCUUAAGCAGUGUAUCAUCCAGUCGGCCCAGUGAACAGCAGCUGCAGCAGGUGUCCAAGCUGGCUUCCCUGCAGCACCGUGCUAAGGACCACUUCUACCUACCCAGCCUGCAGGAGGUCCAGGAGUACAUCCCAGCCCAGCUCUACUAUACUGUGGCUGGCUCCACCUGGCUCAACUUACUCAGCCAACACCGGCAGCAGACACAUGCCCUCAGCCCUCACCAGGCACAAGCCCAGUUUCUAGGCCUCCUCAGUGCUCUGCCCAUGUUUGGCUCCUCCUUCUUCUUCAUCCAGAGCUGCAGCAGCUCCUCCGUGCCAGCCCCAUGCAUCCUGGCUGUCAACCAUAAUGGCCUCAAUUUCCUCAGCACCGAGACACAUGAGCUGAUGGUGAAGUUCCCCCUGAAGGAGCUGCAGUCUAUGCGAACCCAACAGCCUAUUGCUAGUUCCAGCUGCCCCUACGUGGAGAUGUCUUUGGGAGAUGUGAACACGCAGCAUACUGUGCAGCUACAGCUGGAGCAGGGUCUGGAGCUGUGCCGCAUAGUGGCCGUGCACGUGGAGAGCCUGCUGAAUGCCUGUGAGAAGCGGCUCACGCUGCCACCCAGUGAGAUCACACUGCUUUGAGUACCCCUCCCAGAAGCCAGAGCCUGGGGAGACCAAGGGAAGGGAGGAGGAGCACUCAAGCUCCAAGGAACUGGAGAGGACCAGCCCAGACUCUCUGAGCCAGACUGUAGGAAGAACUUCCAGAUCAGCUGUGCCCAACACACUUCCUGUCAUGAACAGAGCUUCCAGCCAAGACCCCUAUCCCCACUCUCUAGUCCCUGGGAUGAGCCACAUGGGGUUAGAGACUGAAGAGAAAGAAGUUUCAUCUCAGGGGCUGGGAGGCAAAGUCUGGUAGGACUUCCUAGAAAAUGGACUUUGGGCUUAAGUUUUGAAGAGUAGUAUUUUCCUUUGAAUAAGGAAGGUAAGGGAAAUAAACAUCCCAAAGAGAGAAAAUUCUGUUGUAGUUUCAGAGGCUAGGACAAUGUCUACCAGAAUGCAAACUUAAAAGAUAUCUGCCUUGAUCUGGGGGUGAGGGGGAUAGUGGAUAAAGCACUGGACUUCAACCAUGAGGUCUUGAGUUCAAUCCCCGGCAGCACAUGUACCAAAGUGAUGUCUGGUUCUUUCUCUCUCUGCCUAUCUUUCUCAUAAAUAAAUAAAUUCUUUA
Erinaceus europaeus (western European hedgehog) is the source of this 11155-nucleotide messenger RNA. RefSeq names its product myosin XVA (gene MYO15A). The record is from RefSeq and is a predicted model, not a curated record. Gene Ontology annotation, molecular function: cytoskeletal motor activity; protein binding; ATP binding. Bases 1 to 10572 code for a protein of 3523 amino acids. The transcript is spliced from 65 exons. NCBI's taxonomy places the organism in Eukaryota, Metazoa, Chordata, Mammalia, Eulipotyphla, Erinaceidae. Gene Ontology annotation, cellular component: cytoskeleton; myosin complex.